GGAUUGAUGUGAUGUGCCGUUUAGUUGUUGUGCUACCAGUGUGCUGUAUUUGGUCGAAUUGGCUGGUUAUCUGAUGAACUGACGGUGCACUAUAAUGCAUAAAUAUUACUCCGUACUAUGUUUGUUAUAUUCCCAGCAGAUAUAUUCCUCUGACAAGUAUUAGAGGUUAUAGUACAUGGCAUGGCUGCUGAUUCAUCAAUUGAUCAGGUUGCUGCAUUUUUGUGAGCCUUCUCAUGAAGGGCUGGGAAUCCACAUAAUUUCCUUUCCAGUUUUGAGCUACUUGCUUGAAUCGAUUGACUGGUGGAUGGUUAAGCUGAUGGAAUAUGGGUUCGAUUCUGGGAUACCAUGGAAUGGGAAACAAGAUAUUUUGAUUGACAGAUUUGAUGGCCGUGCACUACUCGACUUCAUCCGUGACCCUAGCUCUCGGCAUUUUCGAGCUCUAGAAAAAUCCGAAGAAGAGGAAGAGUUAGAGGAAUUUGUUAAUUUUGAACGAUACCGGGAUUUGAUUAAGCAUCGCCGUAGAGGAUUUUCCGACGAGGCGGGUUUGCAACAUGUUGCACAAGAGUUGGAGGCGAAAGCUAUUCUCCCGUUUAGCUUUGAGAAAUCUCAAUCCUCACAGGCCGCAGCUAGCAAAGGUGCUUAUUCACAGGUUGGAUACUCAUAUAAAGGGGAUGGAAAUGAAGAUUCCGAAGAUCUAAACAGUGAUGAUGAAGAGGAAGAGGAAGAUGAAGAUGAAGAUGGCAAGGACUUCAGUAGUGAUGACAGCAGUGAUGAACGAAUGGAAAACUUAGCUAAAGAAUUUGGUGUAAAAAGAUAUAACUGGCUUGUCUACAUGGACAAAAAAGCUAAAGAAGAGGAGAAGCGGCAGAAAGAAAUUAUUAAAGGCGAUCCAUCCAUCAAAAAAUUGAGCCGAAGAGAAAGAAGGAAGGCUUCUCAAUCUGAGAGGGAAAGAGAGAGGGAGGCAGUACGUUCUGUCGGAAGGGCACCUUAUCGUGACCCUUAUAGGGAACAAAGGAGAAGCCCAUCAUAUGAAGCAUAUUCAAGGGGCAGAAGAUCAAGAUCUCGUUCACCUUCCUAUUCUAAACGUCAUGCCCGUGGUACACAUGCUGAAAGUAACUACCGGAGCAAGCCAAAGCCUCCAAGGGUUGAAUAUAUUACUGAAUUUGGAGGUUCAGACGACACCAGUGACUUGAAAGUCUCCGGCAUCUCUCCGCCUUCAUCUCCAAUACGAGUUGACAUACCUAACCGGUCAUCAGGUGUCCAAAUUCUUGAGGCUCUUCACAGCGACCCUGCAUCUUCUUUGUCCGUUGAACAGGAAAGAAGUGCAAAAAAUUUGAAACCACCCACCAGCACAUCAUCAGCAUUAUUGAAACUAAGCAAGGGUGCUCCAGGAGGAGCUGGCAAAACUCCCCUGACUGAAAAGAAAGAAACACCGCAGGAACGUCUUAAAAGGAUAAUGAGCAAACAGCUUAACAAGCAAAUCCGAAAAGACACUGCUGCUGAGACUGCAAAGAAACGAGAACAGGAACGGCAAAGGCAGGAAAAACUUGCAGAAGUAGGCCGAUACAAGUGUCGUAGCAGGAGUAGAAGUCUUAGCCGUUCUCCACCAAGAAAGCGACAUUAUAGCAGAAGCCGUAGCAGGAGCCCAAGAAGACGUCGUUCACGUUCACUGUCCCAUUCCAGUUCACCCUCUCGUUCUCCCAGGUACAGAAGCAGAUCAAGACACUGAAAGCAUCCCAGCUAGCUCCUUGGUUGCCUUCAGUUACAUUGGCUUCCGAUGCCUUGUUGGUUUAUGAUCGAAGAGGCCCCUGGAUCCUUUAAACGUUGUUGAUAGAGUGUAUAAUUAGUUUAUGCCGAGAUUGUGCAAUUAUCAGCAAACUCAACUGCAGUGUAGACCGUAUGUUUAUUUUGCCAACAGUGUAACUGCAUUUUUAACUUUCACCAAAAAAAAGGGCAAUGUACUCGUUUGGGCCUAGUUAAAAAUUUAUUACUGAAGUCCUCAGAAGUUCAAGGGCACUGGUAAA
This is a messenger RNA of Brachypodium distachyon (stiff brome), 2024 nucleotides long. RefSeq names its product CLK4-associating serine/arginine rich protein. Lineage: Eukaryota; Viridiplantae; Streptophyta; Magnoliopsida; Poales; Poaceae. The record is from RefSeq and is a predicted model, not a curated record. The coding region runs from base 176 to 1729 and encodes 517 amino acids. The transcript is spliced from 13 exons.